Molecule: messenger RNA, 2193 nt
Organism: Durio zibethinus
Lineage: Eukaryota; Viridiplantae; Streptophyta; Magnoliopsida; Malvales; Malvaceae
Source: RefSeq, a predicted model, not a curated record
CCCAAAUCCAUGGUAACCCUAAUUUAGAUUUGGUUCAUGUCGGUCAAUGUGAUCCACACCUGGUGGACCCAUAAAAGACCGACCCGCUCUUUCGAUUUUCGAGAGUGAUCGUGGCGGUAACACAGGUACUUUAAAAAAUUCUCUAAUUUGGUCGCUUUUGCUGUCUUCUUGAAAGGUGGUUUCUCAAAUUUCACUUUCAAAACCCUAACAAUUGAUUUCUUUGCUAAGUAAUUGCGACGAGCGAGAUGUAAAUCUUGAAUUUGAUUUGAAUUUGGAUUAGCUUUUGGUGGAUUUUAGGGUUUAUUAUUGUCUUUUCUUCACUUUCUUUUGUCUCAACCGGAAAACUAAGUUUUUGGUGAAUUCAAAUCCCCACUUUCAGUCUCUGGGUAACCCAGUGCUCGCUUUAUCAUCAAUCAAAGUUUACACAUUUUCUCAUGGUUGCUUUGGCUUUGAAUUUGCUUAUUAGAAAACGUUUCUGGGCAUCUUUUAUUUUCCCCUAAUUGCAUCUGGCUUUAUGCCUCUGCCUCUGCAUUUUCCAAUUUCCUUUUAUUUGCUGUUUUCGCAUCUGGGUUUUGCUUACUUAUUUUUCUUGCCCUGAAAAUUAACAAUGAGUAUCACUCAGUUUCUUCUUUUUCAAAGUUGAUAAAUGGUAUCUCUCUGUUUCUUCUUUCAAGGUAGUUAGCCUAAAUUUGUAGGGUACCUAUCAGAUGAUGGAUGACCAAGGCAGAGAGGGAAAGAAACUUGUCGAACAUUGCCUUGAUUAUGAACCCAAACAAGUUGAGGGACCUGCCAAGUGGCCCAAGUCAAUGCCUAAGAGUUCAAGAUCUUCAAGUUGAGAAGUUUGAGGUUUCCGUAUAAGGAAGCUAAGUGAGCGCUUGUCUGAUAUUCCUUUUGUUUGGCUAUGGACUAUAAAGAAUGUUGUACUUCUUCGGCUUAUAAUCUAAUUAAAAUCUGGAAGAUGUUUUCUCGCUUUUGGAUAUUUAAGUUCUCUUCAAGAAUUUUUUUGGCGGGAGACACCCUUUAUGGAUGUAAGGCAACCAUGGGAGUGUUGACUGAAAAGGCGAAUUAAAGACUAGUUCUAUUGGGCAGAGCUAUAGCAUAUGGAAAAUUAGGUGUUUAGAUGAAAAUACCGUUUCUCUUUUCUUGUUUGAUGAUUGUAAGGAGCAGGCUGGAACAGUUUUUGCAUUGUUCAGUUGCAACGUAUGCAAAGACACCAAGAGAUUGGGAUUUUCGUUGAGUAUCAGUGCACCCACCCAAAUUCUAAAGAUUGGUUCUUCAUCUGACUAUGGCGUUUACAAGGGUAAAAGAAAAGAUGGAAUGGCUUGCACGCUUGUCAUAAGCAAGAACCUGAGAACAGCAUUUAGAAAUCCUCUUAGAUCAGAUGGAAUAUAUAUGGUUGAUCCUCUCCCUGACAGAACAAACUUGAAAAAGCUCACAAAGCCAGUCAAACUGGUGUCUGUGGAAGCACUCAAACAGGCAGUAAGGAAAUUGUCUACUCUGAAACUAAGAUGCAACUCUAAAAGAAACAAACAGUUGGAUUCAAAAAGAAGGAAAAGAGCAGGGGCAAACUUUGGAAGACAAUUGGAAUCAGCCUUGGAAACUAUAUCACGAACAAAAGAAUGAUUAUUAUUAUUAUUAUUAUUAUUAUUAUCUGAAUGAAAUUUGAUUGCAGGGUUGAUUGGUAGGAGCAAACAAGUAGGGGACAAGGCAUCUCAGGACAUUGCCUGCCAGAUACACGGAUGUUGAAUUGAAAGAAACUUGUAGGAAGUUGGUUGUCAUAGCACAUGGAGUUGGUGGUAACCGGCCCCCAUGUGCUUUGAGAAAUUUAAUGUUUCUUUUAGCUAGGUUUAAUUGUCUCUAGGUUUUGUCUUGUUAGGAAAUAAUAAUAAUAAUAAUACAAAAAUAUUGAGGUCAAGACAAAGCGUUUGGUGAUUGGUAAUAAAUUGAUAAUGACUUGUCCAAGCAGCAGCUAAGCAAUGAAAACUAAUUUGCUUCCAACACUAAAGCAAUUGCCAAAAACACUGAAUAAUGAUGAUGUACCUUUGUUGGAAUGUCCUAGUUGAUGAUAUAAAUCAAAACUCAGCACUGUUGCACAACAUAAGAAUGUCAUCACAAUUCUAGGUACAACUAUAUAUUAUGCCUUUUGUCUACUUGUAAUUACAAAUAUGUCAUAGGCAGUUUGAGUUUUCUUAC